This is a messenger RNA of Ostrea edulis (European flat oyster), 2825 nucleotides long. RefSeq lists its product as uncharacterized. The coding region runs from base 276 to 1301 and encodes 341 amino acids. Lineage: Eukaryota; Metazoa; Mollusca; Bivalvia; Ostreida; Ostreidae. The transcript has 6 exons. The record is from RefSeq and is a predicted model, not a curated record.
UUUCAGCAGUGGCUUGCGAUGAAAGAAAGUACAAAAUCUGCAUUGUUUUAAGAGGCCCCAUUGAAACGUUUUUUCUCUCCUUCUAACUUAAAAAUACACGAUAAUUUAAACUUCCUGCUUCUCCUUCUAUGUGAUAAUAUUCCUGCGCGGAUGUUGCCCUUCGGAAACCCCGAUGUUUACAACCAGCUAUAAUGUACAUAUGACUGUUUGUAUACCAUAGCACAAGGAAUAUCAUUUUGGGCAAGUUAGAACAAAUCAAAGACACGUGUAGCACGAUGUGUGGACGGAAUGAUGAAUCUAAACAGACAGACAAUGAAGGUGGCAUGUCGACAUCUACAGAAGCCUCAACAAUACCCUGUGACGUGAACAGAUUUAACACUACAGGCUGUAACAUCACAAUUGCUGGAAAGCUACUGAUAGUAUUGGACACGAUCAACAAGACCUUACGGGGCCAUUUUGAAUGUUUCCGCGAUAUAAUCGUCUCCCGUCUUAACGGCACCAAUGUAACGCUUGAAAAUCAUGAUGACAAGAACACGACCAGACUUUUAAACAAAAUGAACGACUUACAAACAGAAUUUGAUGGGACCGAUGAAGCAGGCAUGGCGCUGAUAUUAUCAGACAGGGAAAACACGUCUAAAACAUUUGAUAGUUUGGAUUCGGCACAAGAACCUUACAUCUUUUUCAUAAAUGUUGGACAGAGCACAAAUGAAACGGAUUCUUGUUACCGUCACUACAAAAAUAUCCAAACGGAAUCGGAGUUGCCGGGAAUUGGAUUGGAACUGGAGUCAACUGCAUGUAAUCCCGAUGCUGAGCACAUGAGAACGUUAUGCCCGGGCAGAUUUACCACACCCUCAGCAAACAUCCAUUCUUCACCAGGUUCUCCGACAUCAGAUUCACCAGGUUCUCCGACAUCAGGUACAGUGAACUUAUCCAUUGUGGUACCAAGCGUUAUCGGAGCUUUUAUUCUGGCUGUUGUGCUUGUGCUAUGUAUAAUUUUCUCGCCAAGACGUAAAAGGAAACCCAAACGAGAUACUUUUGUGGAGUUCUCUGCAGUUGACAGCGUAUUUGGAAAACAGACCAUGUCAACAGAUGCAUCGAAUCAUUACUCCUCCCCCAGGGAAACGAACGACCUAUACAAUGCUUUGUGGGAAAAGGAAAAAAAUGGGAACACUGACGAAAGCCAGGAAAAUUAUCAUCAUCUGGACAGACAUUUUGUUAAACAAGAAACCAAUUCUUCGUUGUAUGAUCACGUGGUCAAAGGAGGGGAUGACUUAGAUGAUGUUUUUGAACCUCCAAGUUAAAACAUAUGUGGAAUAUCCUGUUUGGUAAAUCCAACAGCUGAAGCCGUUUUUGGGGAAUAUUGGAUGAUUAUAUAUAUACAUACAUACAUAUAUAUAAAUAUACAGUCUCUUUCAUCUAAUCAAGGGAUUAUAUAUAUAUAUAUAUAUAUAUAUAUAUAUAUAUAUAUAUAAUCAAGUAGAAAAUGAAAUGCUUUCAUGUAACAAUGCAUCGUACGGAGAAAUAAAGUACGAUAAGAGCAAGUAAACUACAGCCAGAAUAAAAAAGACAGUUAAUGAAACGCAUAAAAAAGAUAAUAUUCCCAUUUCGUCUGAAUGAAGACAUCAUCUUCUACCCACCAACGUGGCAUCAGACAAGCUCCAAACGGAUCCAAAAAUACACAAAAACAACAUUCCGCUUAGUAAAUGGCCGACAACAUCUAACGGAAAAAUAGCCGAAUACGUUGAGUCGCAACUCGACAGUGUAAAUAGAUCCACAUAAAUGGAUAAAUAGUAAAGAUACUGCUACAUGUAUUAAGAAAAUUUGAAUUGUAAAUCAACCAUUACCAGAUUCGUCUAUUUUAUUUUGAGUGGACGUGAAAGCGCUUUAUCGCAGUUUAUCCUGCCUUUGAUAAAUAUAUUGAAAUUCUAUUGGCUGAAACCAAUACUUAUAGGUUAUAGACUUUGUAUGGGAAAAUAUGACGACCGAGUUUUUUGGCGCGUAGACGGACCGAGAUUGCGAGGUCCGUUCGCGACAAAAAACGAGGUCGCCAUAUUUCCCAUACAAAGUCUAUAACCUUUUUAUUAUAUACUUUCAAUUUCAUUUAGAAACUAACAAUAAUUUUAUUUUUAACAAUAACUUUAUCGGUUUAACUGAGUAAAAGAUGAAAAACACGGAAAAUUUACGGCGUAGAAAUUUGAUUGUGACGUAAUGUUUGCGGCCCGGAAUGUUUCCGGGCAUAUAUCGUGUGAUAUAUGCCCGCAAACUUUUAAAGAAAAAAGAAGAGAUGAAAUUGAAAGUACAUGUAUAUAAUAAUAUAUGAUACAACAAUAUUAUGCCUCCUGAUCUUUUUAUCCUGAUAUUGUUGAUGUGCCCCUUCCACGCGGUUUACAGACCAUACGUAUGUACUAUGACAUCAUAGGAAUACGUAUGCCUUGUCACUAGAAAUUAGUCAAUCGGAACUCCUCGAAUGUCUCGCGCAGUCGACAUAGAUCUCGGAUUUAAUACGAUGACAUACACGAGUGAAUUUGAUGCACUGUUAACGUCACAGCAUACUGCACAUCGUUACGUACGUCAUACCUAACAAUGCAUAAAAUGCACUCAUGGAUGCCAUCACAUCCGAUGUCUAUGUAGGAGCGCUAGAUAUUCGAGUCCAUAUUGAAGAAUCAGUCUGACCUGAUGAUGACGUCAUAGGUUAGAACAUCUUUGAAUUUACAGCUAACUGAAAAACUUGUUUUUAUUCCAUUGUUGUUGGUUUAAAUGUUGCAGCCAUUUUUCUAUUAUUGUACAUUUGAUUAAGUGUCCCAGAUUACAUGCACUGCAGUCAU